UUACAGGAUGUCGUUUCCGGUGUUGAUAAAUUGGGUAUUUCUGACAACCCUUUGGACUACUCGGAACGAAAUUCAGAUGAGGUGUAUGCAGGUCUUCCAACAGCCUUCAACAGCAGGCGACUGGCAGACUCUAUCAAAGAAUGUAUGGAACGCCUUACUGCUUCUUCGCUUUCCCCCAUGAAAGGGAUUAGACCUUUGUUAACAAAGAUGGAGUGUCUUGCUGUGAUAGCAAACAUCUACGGUCAUGCUUCUGUUGAGUGUCACGUGUGGGACAGAAUGUUCACUGUGAGCGAGCAGUCUGGCCGGUUCCUAGAUACUGCUUUUUCUCACAUCAACCGUCUCCUGGCCAAGUUGCUUUCUGAGGAGGAGAAAGUCAGCGAUGCGACCGCGUUGAAAAGUGCAGCCGCUCUCUUGGUCAAACAGCUGAAGGAACAGAGUGGUUUACUGGAUGCAGUCAGCGAGGCCGCUCUGACCGGACAGUUGCCUACUCCACACGCGCACUUCCAGUCGAUUUUUGUCGAUAUAGGUUCGGCCUAUUUGGAAUGCUAUUUUGAUUGGCCUGCGUUCUCCGCCCGAAUGAGCUUGAUACCGUUUCGUUAUGUGGACUUCUUCGUCGGGAAGUCUUGGGCUGCCGUAUGUGCUCGAGGAUAUUUCUACUGGUUUGAUCUACACGCCAGGUGCUUGUUUGGUGCCACCAACCUACCUCAGCGUUCACAGUUUUCGUCCACAUCAGAGACCAGUCCACCGGUUGUUCACCUGCCCGACUCCGUUCUUCAUGCGGCUGUCAUAGUCCGUAUGCAUGGCCGUACACUGGUACAAUUCAUGCGGCAAUGUUGCGAAAGCCGAUUGGGCAAAAUUCGCCAAAAACUCAUAGCAGAGAAAGAAGACAACAAGGAGAAUGCACCAAAUGCUGCAAAUAAACCAUUUACUGAGCCUGAUUGUGAAGAAUGCCCGAAAACAUCUGCUUGGGGCAACUCACGCCUAUCAGACAGCGAACUGUUGAACAUUUGGUUAGGAACUCGGCUCUUGGUGCGUGGCUGUCUUCAGGUCGCCGAAUUGUACACUUUGCACGGUAGUGUUCGCGAGGCGCGUGCCUAUCAGGACGAAUUGCUUCGUGUGAGUCAACGGUUUCACAUUCCUGCAUGUGCUCAAACAGCUCUCUCCCUCAUGGCUCACUUGGAUUUAUUCGCUCAGCGAAAAUGGGCCUUUGAAUUACGGUUACGCCAACUUCAUCAUAUAGCCACUUGUACCAUGCCCUUGGAAGAAAUUUUCCGCGAGAAAAAACGCUUCCAAACUGAUGUCGAAUCCAAACGCGACUUUCAGGCAGAUGAAGCCGGCGAGUCGGCCUUUCUGCACUCGGACGAUUCCACUUCGAUCGCUUCUCAACAUCAGACAGCCACAAAACUGGACGACGAAUCAGGCUUUGAAGGGAUUAGCACGGACACAUUAUCUGCUGCCUCCAAUCCUCUGAUUGCUGCAAACGUGCAUGCUUUCGCCUCUAUUUUCCCCUGCAGUCCAACCAGGGCCAGAAACUACCGUCAAUCUUCCAAGCCUGAAUGUUUUCCAACUUUUUCUCAAAUAGUUUCUCUGAUCACAGGCACUUCGUCGCGUCCCAGUAGACGGUCAACUGCCGUAUCCGAAUCCAAUAAAAAGUUACAGAUUCUGGAUGACACCCUCCUCUCUGUGGGUGGCCUCUCACUGACAACUUGUGUCUAUCGUAUACUGAACGGCGUUACGUGGCCGUGGCUCGUGGAGGUCAUACGUUUGGUACGCGAGGAGCUUCUGUCGGAUGUCCAUUACCUACCCGCCGCCAUGGCAAACAGCAGCGUCGAAAGGGAAUUCCAAACGACUGAAAAAGAGGAAACCGAGGCACUACUCACUGCUUUGGCCUCGCUCACUGCAAGUCCUCCGAAAACGACCGGUGAAUCUAACAGUUCGAGAGGCCUCACGCAGAACAUGAUGAACUCGGAACCAGAUCAUGAUCCAGGUCAUUCUGAAAACCCUUUACACACUGGAAGAACAAUGUUGCCACCACCUCCGCUUCCGAAGGCCCCGCGGCGUCUUGCAGACCGCCGACGAAGUCCUCGGGAUGCAGCUGAGGGCGUUUUUUGCCAGCCCAGGGCUAUGCGAGCUGUACAAGCACGAAAGCACAAACACGCUGCUGAUGUUGAACCUAUGCGCACCGAAGUGGUGGCCACGAACAAUACUCCAGUGCGUCCAAGACGAACCCGUUCUGCUGCCUUACCAAAACGGGCAACACAUAAGGAGGCUAUUCAUCAGCCUGUCCGACAUUCGGACGCUGAACAGGAAUACGAUGACAAUUUUCUACUGACGCAGUUGGGGUACCGGGUAGCGCCAAGCAAACCGAUUUUCGACAGACCGAGACCGAUGGAAUUUUACGUGGAUAAUGAUGGGGACCCUACUCGAACAAAGUUACAGCCUGGAGGUAGCAUGCCUACGUCGAACUCCACUGCUUCCCGACCGUCCGAUCAGAUGUUUGAUCCAGUCGAAUCCUGUCCAUCUCUUACGGGUGUUCUCGCUCGACCACGUAACCUUCGGCUGGCCUCAAAGUGGGGCAGUGCCCAACUUCGUUCAACCCACGGAAUGGCGGGCCCGGAACCAACGUUACCCUACGCUGGGACCGCAGAUGCCGGACUCCUUCAACAGCAGAUUGCCAACGCCGAGGAAUGUGCCACAAAGCUUGCUGACCGUUUGACCGCCGCCUACAACCAACUUUCUGGCCUCCCUGUUCCCAACCUCCUUCGUCCCAUAUGCCACUGGCUCGGAUUGCGUUGGCUGAGCCGUGGUAGCCAGGGUCAAGCGGGUCGAUAUUUUGCACAAUCCGUCGGGAUCGCGCCUACUAGUCUAUUCACCUCCAUUCUCAGCUCUCGCUUAUCUGAAUCAAAAACUUCAUGCCCCAGCAACGUGCCGUCUGCCCAAGUUAACGCGUGGUUUGAAGGUUACCGACGCAUUGUUGAGUGUUGUGCUCCAUACAACCCGUUGGCCAGCCAAGAGAAGUUAACCAAUUCUACCUCUUCUGACCGACGUUUUAUCACAGUGAUACAACUUUGUCUUGUGGACGAAGUUGCUGUUGGUUUGCCGUCACCCAGCGUUGCUGAUGACACUAGCCUGGAUUGUGUAGCGCUGGGCCUGGGUGCAAAAUCCAAUGCACAACUUGUGGUUACCAAAUACACAGGUGUAUCUGGUCUUCCUUGUUCCGAACUUCACUCGGAAUCUCGCGUCAUGCACCGCUUCACAAACGGAGGCCUAAAGCUUCUCGAUGCUUUUGAUGAACUUCAAGUUGAAAGCCUCGAUUCCAUGCAAAUUCAAGAUCGCGUUCGCUACUGGCGUACACGAUACAAACUCGAUACACGUCUCGAAAAUAUGCUAUCGGAAAUUCGCAGAGAAUUGUUCACCCCCGAUGACCUACGUUGGCUUCUGGGACAGCCUGUAGACAGUGGUCCUGUUGAGACUGUGCGACAUGAAUCAAGUUCCAUAGUUCUAGUCCUCGACAGGCGUCUGAUCUAUCUUCCCUGGGAGUGGAUAUUUUGGGGAACGGAAGUGGAAGUCAAUCAACCGUCGCAACACCAACAACUUGUGCCCAACAUCACGCGUAGUUUCAGUCUACCUCUGGUCAUAGCACAUUUGGCCACUCAACAGGAACCAAAUACGUUCACGUUCGAUCCGCGACAAACCUAUUACGUACUCAAUCCGGAAGCCAACCUAUCCUUCACGCAACAAAUGUUCCAACCGCUGUUCGAACGGUUCCUAACUUGGCGUGGUGUUGUUGGCCGGGAACCGACUGCGGCCGAAGUUAACAUUGGUUUUACAGACAAUGAAUUGUUCAUUUACUUGGGCCAUGGGAACGGUUCUCGAUUCUUGUUGCAUACCUUCAACCAGGGCCUGAAUGCUCGUGCUGCCGCUCUGGUAUUGGGUUGCAGUUCCGGGAAGCCGCGUUGGGAAGGUCGACAUGAACCCUACUCGUCCCUGUUCAAUCAUUUACUGGCUGGGUGUCCAUUUGUUGCAGGUUUACUGUGGGAUGUCACAGAUCGGGAUAUGGAUCGAUUCACCUUACAAUUCUUCAAACAGUGGCUCUUUACCGACAAUGGCAGUGAAGCGGGUGAGGACAUCAUCAGCAAUAGUUUGACAGCCAACCACAAGAAACCGCCUAUGAGCACAUGUUUGGUUCAGGCCACAUCGGCUUGCAAGUUAAAACAUCUGGUUGGAAAAUCUGUAAUCAUCUAUGGGAUCCCUGCAGAACCGUUGUUAAGGCUUCCUUUGAACCUGGUAUACAAUCUAACCGGUUCGAUGGGUUUUCUGAUGAGGGGAUCCUGUCUCUUACUCUUCUGUGGCUUUCUUCCAGCAAAGGGUGAUUCGUCCGAUUUGAUGCCUUGGGUUGCAAUUGCCCACGUUCCACGAUUGGAAACUACUCACAAGGUUGUUGAAAACUCUUCGACAGCUCACGACCAGUUUCGUUCUUCUUGGGGCUCAUCAGAUAGGCACAGUCCCCGAGUUUCCGUCAACUUUAUGUGCUACUUGAACCUAAAUUGGACUGUUUUCGAGAAAUACACUCAUUUCCAAAUCAAUUUCGUUUUCACGAGAGAUUCAGCUGAGUCUCUGUCUUAG
Messenger RNA from Opisthorchis viverrini, 4626 nucleotides. RefSeq lists its product as hypothetical. The annotation marks the transcript as partial. Gene Ontology annotation, cellular component: cytoplasm; centrosome; mitotic spindle. The record is from RefSeq and is a predicted model, not a curated record. NCBI's taxonomy places the organism in Eukaryota, Metazoa, Platyhelminthes, Trematoda, Opisthorchiida, Opisthorchiidae. Gene Ontology annotation, biological process: proteolysis; meiotic chromosome separation. Gene Ontology annotation, molecular function: cysteine-type endopeptidase activity. The transcript is spliced from 16 exons.